UAUGUGGGAAAAGAGGUGAAGAAAGUGGAGUACAACCCCACAUACGCAGAACUAUUCGACCCAAUUCAGGGACCGGAGACCCCCAAUCUGACAAACCAGAAACGAGCCCCCAAAAACAUAUUAAACGCCUACGUAGAACCCUGCUUUGUAGACGAAUUCAGUUUCGACAAUCAGAGACUGACAUAUCACACAAUGAGUAUGUCAUGGCCUCACCCACAGGACAUGCCGUCGACCCCGCGGACGGAUGCACGAAGGUGGGGAAGACGUGGAUGGACGUGGACUACUACCAACUCAAGUCUAUCAACAACAAGCGAAAGAGACUGAGGAAUGACGACGCCGGGGAUAUUGAGGGGUUUAUGGGGCCUUGGGCUCCCUUCGAGGGGGAGGAGGCAGUGAGUCGACCCAAUCAGGACCAACUGAAAGAACUAAACGAAAUUGUGGCGAAAAGGAAUGCAAAGAAGGGGAAUGCCCCUCUGGAGACCAAUUACGACGUGAAGAGUGUUCUCCACGGUAGGAUUCUGUGUUAUUGCAGUGACGGAGACGGUGGAUUACAUGGGCAGGUCUUUUAUCAACACUCCCAUCGACGCGGGAAUCAAUCUCCAGACGGACUAUGUCCCGACCAAGUGUUAUACUCCCAAGAAACUGAUUCACACUUGGAGUGGACACACCAAGCAGAUCAUGACUAUGAAAUGGUUCCCCAAUUCUGCCCACCUUCUCCUUUCAUGUGGAAUGGACGCAGUUGUGAAGGUCGGCUGUGUGUGGUAUUUAGAUUUGGGAAGUCUAUGGGAAGAGGAGGUGUAUUCAGAGUUACUACGGACACCAUAAUGCGGUGAGGGAUGUUUGCUUCAACAAUGCCGGGGACCGUUUUUUGAGUGCUGGGUACGAUCGGAACAUUCGUAUGUGGGACACGGAAACUGGCCAGUCGAUCGUCCGAUUUAACAACAAGAAUAUUCCCUACUGUGUCAAGUUCAAUCCAGACAACGACAAACAACACUUUUUCCUCACAGGCACGUCUAGUAAGAAGAUC
This is a messenger RNA of Octopus sinensis (East Asian common octopus), 1027 nucleotides long. RefSeq lists its product as uncharacterized. Bases 204 to 833 code for a protein of 209 amino acids. The record is from RefSeq and is a predicted model, not a curated record. NCBI's taxonomy places the organism in Eukaryota, Metazoa, Mollusca, Cephalopoda, Octopoda, Octopodidae. The transcript has a single exon.